CUCAUUCAAAAGAUAUAAGAAAGUAUGUAUAAAAUAUGUAUUAUAUACAUAUAUGUAUAUAUAUAUAUGUAUAAAUAUCUGCAAACGCACAUUCUGGCAGAAGUCCAGGUGAUCUUACAACGAUGACUACUCAACUGAUCUUACAAUAGCAGCCGUUUCAGUGCUAUUAGUGACGCCGCGUAUCGUUGAGCUACAGAAAAAUGUUUCGAAUGUGGUGAUGAAUACGUAACAUGGAGUGUUAACUGAGAAGAAAUGAAUACAAUGUUGCCUUAAUAACUUAAUAAGUAGUGAUUCCGUAUUAUGUAGUGAGGCAUUUAUUAUUUUUGUUUUUGUGACCAAUAAAUGUUUUAUGCAUAAACAUGGAUGAUAAAAGUGCUGUUUGUAAAAAUGUAUAAUCACAGUACUUUUCGUUCAGCGAAUCAGUAUUUGAACUAAUAAAAAAUGCAUCACGCAUAUUCCUCCAAGAAAGGGGAUCCUCUUUGCCCUCUUGGUUUUCAUCCUCAGGUUCGAUGGCCAACGCGAUGCAAACGAUGCUUCAGGGAUUAUAAAGAUCAUGGUGAAAAAAGAGGUAGCUUACGAGACAUAACAUCAUCAACACCUAAUCUUUCAUUGCAUAGUUCGUCAGAACGUGAUGGAAAGAGAUCUUGGGCAUCUACAACAAAUUUGACAAAAAAUGAUCUUCGAUCAUCUAACUUGGAUUCUUCGCUCAAUUCUAUAUCAGUGUCUAACUUCUCUACUAGCACUAAUCAGCUUAAUGAUAUCUCAGAAUUGCAGAAGCAAGAUAUUGCAAAAGAUAAAAGACAUUCUCUAAUAGGUGAAAAGUCUACUUCUAAAAAUCAAUUAUUUGAUUCUACAUCAAAACUACAAAUCAAAGAAGUAAUAAAAAAUAAUGGAAAUAUUGCAGGGAAUGAUGUUGAAUUCAUUAUUCAGGUGAAAAAAUCUCCUACAAAAUCUGUACCAAUAAAUGAGAUUCAAAGGCUAGAAAAUGGUGUGGAAGAGAGUGAGAUUAAAAGGUUAAGAACAGAAUUAAAUGAAAUGAAAGAAAAAUGUCAGAGAUUAGAAAAAGAAAAGAGCGAAAUAUGGCUUCGUCGUUUAAGUACUAUGGAUACAAUAUCAAAUAAAACAUCUGUAAGUGAAGUAAUUAAAUUAGAAAAAUCAAUAAAAGUUCUUACAGAAGAAAAGGCUAUACUAUUAUCAAAAAUAAGAGACUUAGAAAAUGAAGCACGUUAUAAGUUAAAUAGACGUGAUACAGAUAAGACAGGUGAAGAUUUAAAAUCAAAAUUAAAAGCAGCAGAAACUCUUUGUGAGUCUCUAAUGGAUGAAAAUGAAGAUAUGAAAAAAGAAAUCAGAGAAUUAGAAGAAGAAAUAUGUGAAAUGCAAGAUAAUUUUAGGGAGGACCAAGCAAAUGAGUAUACUAACUUACGAAAGUCUUUAGAACAGUCAAAUAAAAAUAGUCGCAUCCUUUCAUUUAAAUUAAGAAAAUUAGAAAGGACAACAGAACAAUUGCAGAAAGAAAAAAAUGACUUUGAGAAAAGAUUACAAGAAGUAAAAAGAAUUGAGGAGAUGUUAACAAAAAUAAAAAACGAUUCUAAAAAAAAAACGGAUGUAAAACCUACAGAAUUUGGUACGAAAGUACAGUUUAAAAAAACGGUAGAUGAUAUGCAAAAACAAAUAGAUAAUAUUAUUACACUUUGUGCUAAUAUCAAUGAUGGAAAAGAAAUAGAUAUUAUUCAUGAGAAAAAUAAUGAGAAUACUAUGAAAUAUGAUGCUCUACUACGGGAUUAUGAAUUAAUAAAACAAAAACUGGAAGAUACUUCGAAAGAAUUAAUGAAGGAAAAAGAAAAAGGAAAAGACAAAGACAAAGAUAAAGACAAAGACAAAGAUAAGAAUCGUGAAGUGAAAGUAACAGACGAUAAAAUGAAUAUGGAUUUCCAAAAUAUGAAAAAAAAAUUGGAUUAUACUGUAACAUCUAGAGAGACAGAAAAAAAAGCAUGGGAAGAAGAAAAAGAAAAAUUAAAAUCAGAAUUAUUAUCAUUAUCUUUUGAAAAACUUAAAAUUUACAAGGACUUGGAAAAACUAAAAAAAGAUACUGAAGCCAUAAGAUCCUCAGAGAAAGAGUAUACAAACAAGAUCAAAAGACUAGAGACAACAGCUAAUGAUUUAAAAAAAGAAUUAUCUCAAGAGAAAAAAAAAUGCACUGAAAUACAAAAUGAUUUAUCAUCAUGUACUCAACGGGAAUCAAAUAUGACAGAAACAAUAUCAACUAUAGAACAGACUAAAAAUCAACUUGAUAAAGAAGCAAAACAUUUAAAAGAAGAAUUGGAAAAUCUUAGGCGUUCAUCUGCAAAACAAAUAGCAGAUUUGAAAACUGAGCUUGUUAAUGUUAAGAAAGAUAAAGACAAAUUAACCACUCAAAUAGAAAAAGAUAAAUCUGCAAAAGAAUCUGAAAUUAUAUCUCUUAAAAGCAAAAUAACGUCUCUAGAAAAAAGUGGCUUAGAUACUACUAAAAUCAAAGAAAUGAAAGCAAAUUAUUCUGAUAAAAUUUCAAAGCUCACAAAUCAAAUUGAAAAAAUGGGUGCAGACUAUGAUAAAUUAAAUGAAGAACAUAAAGCAUUAGUAGUUUUAAAAGGAAAGGUUGAAGAGGAGAAUCAAUCUGUAAAUAGUAUAUUAUUGCAGUACAAGACUGACUUAAAUAAUAAUCAAACAGAAAUAAAAUCACUUCAAGAGCAUAUAAAAGAGAAAGAAAAUCAAUGGCAAUUAGAAAAAUCUAUUUUUGAGAAACAUAUACAAGAAUACGAAGCAUUAUCCCACAAGCCUUUAAUAAAUGAUCUGAAAACUGAAAUUAAUAGCUUGAAAAAAGAGAAUGAUGUAAUGUUGCAAAGAUUAGAAAAUGCAAGAGAAAUAAACGAAGAUUUAAGUAAUAAAUUAAAAGAUUACGAUGCUGUAUCGAAAGCUCAUCAAGUUUUAUCAGUUGAUACAACGGCACUUGAAUCAGAAAUACAAAAAUUAAAAACUAGUCUAGCCAAUGUUGAGAAAGCAAAGAAAGCAGAUAUAGCACAAUUUAAAAUGCAUUAUGAACACAGAAUUACAGCAAUUAGUGAUGAAAUGCAAUCAUUACAAAAUCAAUUGUUACGUUAUAAACGUGAACGAGACACAUAUAAGCAUAUGUUAGAAGGUGCCCAAAAAACAAUAGCAGAUCUAAAAUCAGUUAGACAACGUAAACAAUCUGUUACAAAUUCUGAAAAAUCAGAUGAAGAUGAAGAAUCUUCUAAGGCUAAUAUUUCAGUUUUAGAGCAACAAAUUAAUUGCAUGGAAGAUGAACUUUCAGAAACAAAACUUGAAUAUUCCAGAUUGAAGACUUCAUUAGUUUCAGAGAAAUCAGCUUGGAAUGUAAAAUUAUCUGAGAUGCAAUCUCGAAUUAAUGAACUUGAAGAAGAACGCAUUCUUUCUAGUGGACGAUCCAAAAUUCCAGGCGUAAAAGUACGCAUGGAACUCGCUUGGCAGAAAGAAAGAAAGGAACAACAAAGAUUAUUAGAAGAAACAGCUACUCUUGCAAGAGAUUUAAGGCAAACUUUGUUCGAGAUUGAAAGAGAACGUGCUAAGGAACGUCUUGAAAAUAAAAGAAAGCAAGAUCAGUUAAAGAAAGCUUUUGACGAAGAAAAAGAAGAAAACAAGAAAAAAUUAAUAGAAUUACAAUGUGAUUUAUUGGAAUUACGGGAUGCUCAUGCUAAAUUAAGAACAAGUAACGAGAGAAUGAGACGUGAAAAAGAACGUCAUGAAAAGGAAAGACAAGAAUUGAAAAAUGAAAUAUUACAUCAACGAGAAUUAGAUAAUAACGAAAUGAAAAAUAUUAAUAUGUUGUUAAGACAAGUAGAUGAUCUUCAGCAACUAUUUCCAGAAUUAAAUGAUGUGUAUACAAAAGAAAAAACAGAAAUAUACACACCAACACCACCAAGAAGAUUAAAAGGUCCUAAAUCGAGAGAAUCAUCACCUAUGCUUGAUAUGAAAAAUGAUAUCAAAGGUUCUAUGCAGCAAUUGGAAAAUAGAACAGAAAAAUUGGAAUAUACUAUAAGGAAAUUAAUGAAUGUAGCAAAAGAGCUUAAAGAAUCUAAAAAAACAUUGGAUAAUAUAAGUGCAAAACAGUUGAUGAAGCUUAGUAAGAGAUCAACAUCUGUAGAUAAUACAACAAGAAGAGGUACGAGUCCAAAUCCUUCCAAACCACGUUUGAAAGUGAAAAGUUUAUCUUUAGAGCAAACAACAGGGGGAGGAAGCAUAGAGUCCCAAAAUGUUUGGGGUACUGAUAGUAACAUGUCCAGUCUACAAUCAUUGGAAUCCAAUCCACGAGCAUUUACUUUACAAAGGGAUUCUAGUGUGGAUAGUCGUUUGUCUGGUGACUCUACAAAAAGUGAAAUGUUACAUAGAGAGAAAAAAUACAAUAAAGGUAUAAUUGGAAAAAUCAGAACUAAACUGGUUAAAUCUAGCAGUGUUGACGAUGCAAACAUGAAUUUAGACUAUCGACAGACCUCAGGCUCUGAAAUGAGCAUUAAUGAAAAUAUUAAAGAAGAAAAAAAAAAGUUAAAAAAGAAAUUAUCAGAUAUGUUUAAAAGAAGCAAUAGAAGUAGCAGUACCAGUAGGAAAUCUGAAAGUGGAGACUCUAGCAGACCACCGUCAAGAAAUUCAAUAACAUCAAAAACAUAACUUCAUAUGAUUAUAUCAUUUUAAACUUUACAGUUCUAUAUUUAUUUACAAAAUCAGUUGCAAAAUGUCUAAAAUUAUGUAUUAUAAUUCAGUAAAAAUACUUCUUCGAAUAUAAA
Messenger RNA from Vespa crabro (European hornet), 4814 nucleotides. Its product is annotated as putative leucine-rich repeat-containing protein DDB_G0290503. The coding region runs from base 442 to 4698 and encodes 1418 amino acids. The transcript is spliced from 28 exons. The record is from RefSeq and is a predicted model, not a curated record. Lineage: Eukaryota; Metazoa; Arthropoda; Insecta; Hymenoptera; Vespidae.